This is a messenger RNA of Fundulus heteroclitus (mummichog), 3544 nucleotides long. It is a transcript of the gene gje1, whose product is annotated as connexin 23. Gene Ontology annotation, biological process: cell communication. Gene Ontology annotation, cellular component: connexin complex. The record is from RefSeq and is a predicted model, not a curated record. Bases 142 to 759 code for a protein of 205 amino acids. The transcript has 4 exons. Lineage: Eukaryota; Metazoa; Chordata; Actinopteri; Cyprinodontiformes; Fundulidae.
GAGAGAUAAAAGGCUACAGGGGAGAGAGAGAGAGAGAGAGAGAGAGAGAGGUGGAGGGGUUCAGCUGCAGGGUUCUGGAGUCCUGGCCAUGGGGGCCCGGAGCCACCUGAGCAUCACGCAGCAGGCAUCAGAGAGCCCGUCAUGUCUUUAAACUACAUCAAGAACUUCUACGAAGGAUGUCUCAGGCCUCCUACAGUGAUAGGCCAGUUCCACACGCUGUUCUUCGGCUCGGUCCGGAUGUUCUUCCUGGGUGUUCUCGGCUUCGCGGUCUACGGCAACGAAGCUCUGCACUUCAGCUGCGACCCGGAUCGACGAGAGCUCAACCUGUUCUGCUACAACCAGUUCAGACCCAUAACGCCUCAGGUCUUUUGGGCGUUACAACUGGUAACUGUACUGGUUCCUGGGGCUUGGUUCCACCUGUACGCCGCCUGUAAGAAUAUAGACCAAGAGGAAAUUCUUGAACGACCCGUCUACACCGUCUUCUACAUCAUCUCCGUUCUUCUACGCAUCAUUCUAGAAAUCAUCGCCUUCUGGUUACAAAGUCACAUCUUUGGUUUUCAGGUCCACCCAGUGUACGUGUGUGAUGCCAGCUCCUUGGAGAAGGCCUUCAAUGUGACCAAGUGCAUGGUACCGGAGCACUUUGAGAAAACCAUCUUCCUCAGCGCCAUGUACACCUUCACUGUCAUCACCAUCCUCCUCUGCGUUGCUGAGAUAUUUGAGAUCCUCAGCCGACGACUUGGUUAUCUCAACAAUCAAUGACAGACAGCUUCGUGCUCAAGUACAGCAAGAGAAAAUGUCUGACAUAUUUUCAGACUCUUCAUGUCGGGCUCUUUGUCACCAGGAGCUCCGUGGAGCAGAAAGUCGGUGUUGGAGCCAGACCUCACCUGUAGUCCAUCAGUGAGCAGCACCGAGACAUCAAAGAAGGUGCAAUCACGUCAGAGCUGGCCAGAACUAACUGUUCUUUUGGAGUUUGUUGCCUUUAAGUAUAGAGUGACCAUCCAUUGUUGUGCUUUAGAAGUGAGAUGGUUCUGUACUGGCUGGGUCAAAUGGAGUCAUAUGAUUGGACUGGAUGGCCAGAGAGUGUCAGGUUCCUAGACCUACCAAGGUCCCUUACAAUUAUUAGGAUCAGUGGAGAUAGUAAACCCAUUUCGGUACAAACUUGAGGAUUUAUAAUAUUGCAACGUCCCCUGAAAACUAUUGGAAAUGAGCCUCACAUCUAGUAAUUUAGAAUAAAAGCUUAAAAGACAUAGAUACAAUGUACAACUUUCCAUUUGUUUCCAUUUCAAUUUCAGUUUUGUCAUUCCUACGUAAAAAAAAAUUGGCAUUCUAAUCCAAGCUGUCAUGUAUGCCAGUUAUUUCUUUAUCGAGCUAAAAUAAAAAGUUAGUUGUCCUGAAACGAGCUUCUCCCACCAAUCCAGUGCACCAGAAAGGCCGACUGCCUGAGUUUGCCUCCCAGAAACGGAAAGAAAUCAGUAUGUCUUGAUGACGACAUCUUCACUAAGAAUCUCCUCAAAAAUAUUAGCUAGGUUUAUCCUGAGUGUAACAAAUUAAGAAAAAUGGAGCAUUAGAAAACCUGGUAGUGUUGAUAUUUAAAAUAAAAAAUAUAAUUUUUAAUGAGAUAUUUAUAAAAAGAAUUAAUGCUAUUUGAAAAUGUUUUAUUUAUUCCCUGCAUAUCACAACAUUGCUACAGUAAGCAGUUAUUAAUAGAUUUAGUGGGUGUGGAAAAAAAAUCUGAUUGAAAAUAUGAUGAAUUUGAUUUAAGUCCUUAAUGCUCUGAUGAGCCUCGAUGCUUGCUUAGAGCAGAUGCCCUAAAGCUUUUGUCCAUGUCUGAUUCUGGACAAAAGGAAUGAGGUGUCCUCCAUAUUCAAAUAGCAAUUAUUCUAAUUCGUUUAACUUAUUUCAUGCAUUUUUUUCCUUUACACUUAGCUUCUGUCCUUGGAAAAAUUAUUACCUCUCCUGUUCUGUUUUGUUCUUUUUUUACUCAGACAUCCAUCCAACUUUUGUUGUGAAGUUUUCCGCUAUCUGUUUAUCAUCUCAGGUACAAGAUCGUAUAACAAAGGUGGAUCAUGCCCGCUUUUCAGAACCUUUUUAAACCUUUAAAGUCAGCGUCACACAUUGAAAUCUCAUCAGUUGAUCUCAAGCUACUAUUUAAAAGAUCUAAGCCUAACAAAACUACCAAAUACUAUUCUUACUGUGUUUGAUGGCCAGCAUGCUAACCGCUAACAGAAUAGAUAACCAUGCUAACCCAUUGACGCUGCUACAAACUAGCAUGCUAAAAGCUUCAAUGGAAUAGUGUCCAUGCAUCAAUUGCUUUUCGCACCUCUGAGAUUGGGACGCAGGUGUAACAGGUCCAGGAGGGGAAUUUAGACAUCCUUCUCCCAAAUGGCGAAUCCCAAAUGAUCUCGUGUCAGAACGAAUAUAAAGUUUGCUGAGAAUGUCCCAUCCUGAGAUCUCCUGGCCAUAGAGCAAGCCUGGAAACCUGCAGGGGAAGCUACCCAGGAGACAUCUAAAUCUUAAACCUUUUAUUCCGAUCAGCCCUUUAUUCCGAUUACUUUUGCCCAUGUAAAUGUAGCUACUGAGAGGCUGAGGAGAGAAUAGUGCGUUUUCCUUUCACCCUCCCAACAUUUUUCAGGAAACUUUGGAGUGGGAGAGAGCCCAGCCUUUCAACAGAUUAGCAUUUUAACUGUGGUUGGUUGCUAGCAUGCUAAUCAGCUACGUUCACAACAGAUUAACCAUGCUAACCAGUAGCAACCACAACGGAUUAGCAUACUAAUCGGGAAAACCUUUAGGAAAGUUGUAGGAACUACUACCAGUUAGCAUACUAAAUGUGCAUAGUUUAUCAGGGAGAGCCACUAUGGAUAAGCGUGUUAAUCUGGUAGCAACUACUACUGCUCAGCAGGCUAACAUCGUCAGCAGGCUAACAUCGUCAGCAGGCUAAUAUCGUCAGCAGGCUAACAUCGUCAGCAGGCUAAUGAGUUAAUAUUGCUGACUUAUAAUAAAAGCAGAAACCUGUGGCAAAGGUCCAUCAAUGAGGCUGGAUUAACUGCUAAAAUAGGCUCCAUAUCACUAAAAUGUUAUUUCCGUAGACAGUCCUAAACAAAACAGCUGUAAGGUGUCAACACAGAAACUCAACGGGUUUUGAGGCACAUUUAAAACUACUACCAGAUUCAGGGCGUUUUCUUUUUCUUAAAUAGUACAAGUUAAAGGUUUGAAAACAUCUACUAAAUUUAUUCAAAACGCAUGUGAUAGUGUGUACAAUUAUAUUUUUACUGCUGCAUGUCUUCUACUGUUUCAAUUCCUAUUUAUACCUUUGUUUGUAACCCGCUACCUGUAAAAGAGUGAUAAAUUCUUGUUACAUCUUGUUCUCACAUUCAUGUAUUUGUAUUGCGAUCACUGCAUCCUUCAAAACUGUUUUCACCCUUUUAGCUACAUCAGAAAGUUACACUUCAUGUGCAAACUGUUUGUCUGAUUGCUGACCUACAUUGCAUAUGACCAGCAAUUUUCAUAUCUUUUUUUGUCUUGAGAUGAUUAAAGCAAAAAUGUU